AUGGGAGAUAGGGAGAGACGCAGGUUGGAACUUUGGAGCAUCAAUGUGACGGACCGUGGCUGGGGGCGACAACGGAGAGGACUUCCGGAAGAUGUCAGCAGGAGAUGGUACAAAGUCAUUGAGUCGCAGCAAUACCAUGUUGCAUACGACGCGCACUUUUAUCAGCUUCCACCUCCUCUUACCAUGCUCAUUAUUGCUUCUAUCUUGCCCUCCCUUGCCCUCCCCGGCACAUCGACAUGCAGGGGCAUGACUUGCUUUGUGCCCCUCAACCUCCUGCCGGUCAUACUCCUAAGAGAGGCGAUAAAAACCUUGGUUGUUCGUCAAUUACAUUCGCCUCGCUUCUAUGGGGAGUACCUGGUUCACGCCGCUGGGGCUCCUGACGAUCCCGACAGCUCCCUCAUGACGGCUGCUGCAGCCAGCAUGACAUGGCUGUAUUUCUCAUCUUAUCAUGCACCGUCAGAAACUAAUUAUGCCAUCGAUCUACCAGUUGACGCCAUGGUGCCCACAGCUAGCAGGACAGCGCCCGCACCGGGGGACAAAGACCCGAAUAGCUCCCCCAAGAUGAGAUCUGCCACCUGCAGUUUCUUCUCCGUGCAUGAUGUUGAAUCUUGUUCUCCUCACUUGUUCUGCAUCUGGCGCUGGGUUCGCUUCGACGGAACGUGCUACGCCAUACACUAUUCACCCAGGUAUAUCCGUAGUCCGGACUCCGUUCUCAGCCAUUCCAACCCCUAUCAAGUCUUGGAUCUCGGGGUCCAGACCUUCUCUGCGAGGCAGAUCGCUUUCCCUUGGGUUUCGUUCUCCAUAUUGGCCAUAUGGAUCAGUUUGUACUUGGUACGUCGUGAAACCGGUCCGGCCAGUUUAGACUGCCUUCGAACUUCUUCUCUUCCUUUCGAGAUGAUCAACGACGUCGACCCCAAGCUAAAUCAGCCAUCGUCAUCGUCUACUUAGGGAGAUAGGCAUCUGUCAACCUCACCAUCAGCCAUAUAUGGUUUUAGCGGGCUCCGUUCGCUCUACACCCUCUUCCUUCAGUCCGACCCUAUCGAUUGGCCUGCUCCAUUGCCGCGAUCAACUAAGAACAUUACGCUGGCUUCCUGCAUAUGCAAGCAUGCAUUUUACUGCAUCUUAACAUGGCCCGUGAGGGUAUAUGUGAUCAUGCAUCUGCGAGGUCAGGAGCACGCUACCUGUAUCGUCUAUGUACGCAUCCAUUGAGGACGUGGGCCAACAACCCUUGGGCAUCUGGAGGGAUGAUCACAAUGCCUUCUUGCGACUGAGCACUUACCUACCUUACCUAGGUUUCCUUAGCUCGAUGCCGUCUGGCACAUUAUAGCACCACUAUCUCACCACUCCGUGGGAUGACUGUAGUCCCAGCGUCGUCCCGCCACGGGUCAGGUCCCAGUGCAACUCGAGACGUAAAACAACGCGCUGU
Messenger RNA from Sodiomyces alkalinus F11, 1426 nucleotides. RefSeq lists its product as hypothetical. NCBI's taxonomy places the organism in Eukaryota, Fungi, Ascomycota, Sordariomycetes, Glomerellales, Plectosphaerellaceae. The record is from RefSeq and is a predicted model, not a curated record. The transcript has 8 exons. Bases 1 to 948 code for a protein of 315 amino acids.